CCAAAAUCCUGCUCCCGGUUGCUGCCCGUGAUAGUGCUUUUGUGCCAGCCAUCCCACAGCACCAGGAUGUGGUUACUGGACAGGUCAGAUUUGCUGAUCCUAUCGCUCUUGCCUCGAGUUUCGUACACUGCCACACAGCCAUCUGACAUCCUGCUUCUGCUUCCACUGCUUCCUCUUGCUGCCUAUAUAGGGCAUCUCCACAGAAGGACUUUCCGAGCCCGGGCACAGCAGGUGGAAAGGCAGCACAGGGGUGGGGGUUGCCGAGGCCACCUGAGCCGGUCCAGGAAAAAGAGGCUUUGUCCUGCAGAUCUCAGCUGCCUUGAGGGCAACCCAGGGCUCAAGCCAAGCCCAGGAGCUUACAGCAUGGAUAACCUGACCUCCUCCGCCGGCGGCAAGGACUCAUGCACCUACCACGAGGAGUUUAAGCAGAUCCUGCUGCCCGUGGUCUACUCGGUGGUCUUCGUCCUGGGGCUGCCCUUGAACUUCAUCGUCAUCGCCCAGAUCUGGCUGUCGCGCAAGUCUCUGACGCGGACUACCAUCUACAUGCUGAACCUGGCGGUGGCUGACCUCCUCUACGUCUGCUCCCUGCCUCUCCUCAUCUACAACUACUCCCAGAAGGACUACUGGCCUUUCGGGGACUUCACCUGCCGGUUUGUGCGCUUCCAGUUCUACACCAACCUGCACGGCAGCAUCCUCUUCCUCACCUGCAUCAGUAUCCAGCGCUACCUGGGCAUCUGCCACCCGCUCUCCACCUGGCACAAGAAGAGGGGCAAAGGCUUCACCUGGAUGGUCUGUGGGGUCGUGUGGUUCCUGGUGGUCGCCCAGUGCCUGCCCACCUUCGUCUUCGCCGCCACCGGGAUCCAGAGGAACCGGACUGUCUGCUACGACCUGAGCCCGCCGGACCGCUCUGCCAGCUACUUCCCUUACGGGAUCACCUUGACGGUCACGGGCUUCCUGAUCCCCUUUGUCUUGAUCUUGGGCUGCUACUGCUGCAUGACUAAGAUCUUGUGCCAGAAGGACGAGAUGAUCGGGCUGGCCGUCCGCAAGAAGAAGGACAAGGCCAUACGGAUGAUCGUCAUCGUGGUCCUCGUCUUCGCCAUCAGCUUCUUCCCCUUCCACCUCACCAAGACGCUCUACCUGAUCAUCCGCUCCAUCCCCGAAGUGCCCUGCCUCACCCGGCAAGCCUUCGCCAUCGUCUACAAGUGCACCCGGCCGUUUGCCAGCAUGAACAGCGUCCUUGACCCCAUCCUCUUCUACUUCACCCAGCGCAAGUUUCGCGAGAGCACCCGGCACUUGCUGGAUAAAGUCAGCUCCAAGUGGAAGCACGACUCGUGAGGAAGCGUCCGUGAUCCUGUGCCAAGGGAGGGUUGGCGACGCCCCGUCUGCGCGGCACCGGGCGCCAGAGGGAGAGCUCGGCCUAGCGUGGCUUCAGAGGCCUAACUCUGGUUGCCAUGCCAACCCUAUUGGAAGGCCUUGGGAGAAUGUCACUGUGGGAACAAUGGACCGCCGGGAUGCUCUGCUCUCUUUCGCUUGCCUUAGGGCUGCGAGGAUUCGCUCCUGCUGGUUUGGGAGAUAUCUGCUGCCCAUGGCCGGCACCAAUGGUCCUUCGUACUGCCAUGCACCCAGAAUUGAGUGGCGGAAGAACAGGAGAAAUGCGACUGGCGUAAAGUCAGGGUCAUCGAAGCUACCUUCUCCCAAGUCACUCUGCCCAUCCACCUGGCGCAGUUUUGUCUACCUGGACUGGCAGCAGAUCCCCAGGGUUUUGGGUUGGAGCCAUACCUGGAAAUCAUAUAAUUGUAGAACUGGAAGGGACACCCAAAGGUCCUCUAGUCCAACCCCCUGCAAUGCAGGAAUAAACAAGAUGCCAUUGGAAACUGAACUUGAGACCAUGCUGAGCAGAUGUUCUGCCGCUGGGCUAUGUCAGCUGAAGGAGUGAGGAUCCUGAGAGAGGAUCUCUUUAAUGAGAUAUUCCAGAUGGAUUGAAUGGGCUCUGGGUGACCGGGAGUGGGUGGGGGGUCAUCGCUUAAUUGUUUAAAGCCUUUGGGGGUCACCCAGGCCUUGUUCAAGAAACAGUAUUAUUACCUUUUCACUGAGAAAGGAGUCCUAGUCUUUCAGAUCCUUUCUGAAAUCAGAGGGUUCCAAGCGUGAGCUGUGAACAGAUCCUUUGACGACAGAUCUCCAACUGGAAAAUGAACAUCAGCAAACAAAUGCAACCUCCCCAAGUUGCUGCGAUGAACUGAGAAAUGGGGCGUUGUCCUGUCCAGCGAGUCCUCCAUCGCCACGUUUCUCUGAAGGGACCCCGUUGAAAAACCACCAGUGUUGAUUGAUUUGUUGUCAUUUCUUUUAGAAGAUGUAAUAAAUUUCAGGCUUGGAAGUUCAGCUUAAUAUGUA
This is a messenger RNA of Podarcis raffonei (Aeolian wall lizard), 2391 nucleotides long. RefSeq names its product pyrimidinergic receptor P2Y6 (gene P2RY6). The coding region runs from base 67 to 1335 and encodes 422 amino acids. The record is from RefSeq and is a predicted model, not a curated record. Lineage: Eukaryota; Metazoa; Chordata; Lepidosauria; Squamata; Lacertidae. Gene Ontology annotation, molecular function: G protein-coupled UDP receptor activity; G protein-coupled ADP receptor activity; G protein-coupled UTP receptor activity. Gene Ontology annotation, biological process: phospholipase C-activating G protein-coupled receptor signaling pathway; cellular response to pyrimidine ribonucleotide. The transcript has 2 exons. Gene Ontology annotation, cellular component: plasma membrane.